UGGCCUCCUGUCCACACUCCUGCCUGCUGUUCCUGACCAGUGUCAUCAUGCCUCGGGGUCAGAAGAGUAAGCUCCGGGCCUGUGAGAAACGCCACCAGGCCCGGAGUGAGAUUCAGUGUCUCCAGGAUGCUCAGGCCACUGCAGCGGCAGAAGAGGAGUCCACUCCUUCCUCCUCUCCUCAGCGUGAAGGUGUUACCCAGAGCCCGCCUGCUGCUGCUGGGUCAUCUAGCACUUCCCAGGGGCCUCGAGGAGCACCAACCACCACCACUGCUUCUGUAGGCGUUUCUUGCACUAGAUCUGAAGAAGCUUUCAACAACGGAGAAGAGGAUACAGCAAGCACCCACGAGGCCCUAGCCUCCACUGAGAGUUCAGGCACCGAUUUUUUGAGCGAGAAGGCUGUGUUGCUGGAGCAGUUCCUCCUGUACAAGUAUAAAAUGAAGCAGCCCACUAUGAAGGAAGACAUGCUGAAGAUUAUCAACCCAAACUACGAAGACCGAUUUGCUGAGAUUCUCAAGAUAGCCUCUGAGCACAUUGAGGCUAUCUUUGCGUUAGAAGUGAAGGAAGUCGACUCAACCAGUCCCUCCUACGGCCUUAUCAGCAAACUGAAGCUCCCCAACAAUGGGAGGGUGCGAGGUGGCAGGGGCUUGCCCAAGACCGGCCUCCUGAUGAAUAUCCUGGGUAUGAUCCUGAUAAAGGGCAACUGUGCCACUGAAGAGGAGAUCUGGAAAUUCCUGAGUAUGAUGCAAGUAUAUGCGGGGAGGAAGCACUACAUCUAUGGGGAGCCCAGGAAGCUCAUCACCAAAGAUUUGGUGAGGCUGAAGUACCUGGAGUACCGGCAGGUGCCCGACACUGAUCCUCCACGCUAUGAGUUCCUGUGGGGCCCAAAAGCCUAUGCUGAAACCAGCAAGAUGCAGGUCCUGGAAUUCUUGGCGAAAGUCCACGAUACCAUCCCCAAUAUCUUCCCAUCUUAUUAUGCAGAAUUUUUGCAAGGUGGAGAAAGCCAAAGCCAUAGAUGCAGCCGGGGCUACUGCCAAAGUCUGUGCACCUUCCGGGGACAUGGACAGCAAUCUCUUCUCAGCCCUAUUGAAGUCUGA
This is a messenger RNA of Ceratotherium simum simum (southern white rhinoceros), 1094 nucleotides long. RefSeq names its product melanoma-associated antigen B5-like. NCBI's taxonomy places the organism in Eukaryota, Metazoa, Chordata, Mammalia, Perissodactyla, Rhinocerotidae. Gene Ontology annotation, biological process: negative regulation of transcription by RNA polymerase II. The record is from RefSeq and is a predicted model, not a curated record. Gene Ontology annotation, cellular component: nucleus.